CCGUUUCAAGUCACCUUCCUUCUCCUCUCUUCUCCUCCGAUUCCCAGGGGUUGUCUUGCUCUCCAACAAUAGAAACUUAUAAGCUCAAACGAACUAAGCAUUUCUCUGCUUCUACUUGAUCUCCGGCAAGAUGACGACCAUGGAGAGCUUGAUUGGCUUGGUUAAUAGAAUCCAGAGGGCCUGUACUGUGCUUGGAGACUACGGUGGCGACGAUAACACUUUCUCUUCCCUUUGGGAGGCUCUUCCCUCUGUCGCCGUCGUUGGUGGCCAGAGUUCGGGGAAAUCUUCUGUGUUGGAGAGCAUAGUUGGCCGAGACUUUCUUCCCAGAGGAUCUGGAAUUGUGACGAGAAGGCCACUGGUGUUGCAGCUUCAUAAGACCGACGAAGGAUCACCGGAGUAUGCUGAGUUUCUUCACCUACCCAAGAGAAGAUUCACUGAUUUCUCACUUGUCCGUAAAGAAAUUCAGGAUGAAACCGAUAGGUUAACUGGGAAGACAAAACAGAUAUCUCCUGUUCCUAUUCAUCUCAGUAUCUACUCUCCAAAUGUUGUCAACCUAACACUGAUUGAUUUGCCGGGUUUGACAAAAGUUGCUGUUGAGGGACAGCCUGAAAGUAUUGUUCAAGAAAUUGAAACCAUGGUUCGAUCUUAUGUUGAUAAGCCUAAUUGCAUCAUACUAGCUAUAUCUCCAGCCAACCAAGAUAUAGCAACUUCAGAUGCUAUCAAGCUUUCCAGGGAAGUAGAUCCCACAGGUGAACGAACGUUUGGUGUCCUUACUAAGCUGGACCUGAUGGACAAAGGAACUGAUGCAUUGGAUGUCCUUGAAGGGAGAGCUUACCGGCUGCAGCACCCAUGGGUUGGAAUUGUGAACCGUUCACAGGCUGAUAUCAACAAAAAUGUUGACAUGAUCAUGGCUAGGCGCAAGGAGCGGGAAUAUUUUGCAACUAGUCCUGACUAUGGUCACUUAGCAAGUAAAAUGGGUUCUGAGUUUCUUGCAAAACUCCUCUCACAGCAUCUAGAGUCUGUAAUUAGAGCUCGGAUACCAAGUAUCACGUCCUUGAUUAACAAAAGCAUUGAAGAACUAGAAAAGGAGAUGGACCAUCUUGGUAGGCCUAUUGCUCUUGAUGCAGGGGCUCAACUUUACACCAUAUUGGAACUUUGUCGUGCAUUUGAUCGCAUAUUCAAGGAGCAUCUUGAUGGAGGGCGACCUGGAGGUGAUCGUAUUUAUGGAGUCUUUGACAACCAGCUUCCUGCUGCUCUGAGAAAGCUUCCAUUUGAUCGGCAUCUUUCUCCGCAAAAUGUGAAGAGAGUGGUCUCAGAGGCAGAUGGUUAUCAACCGCACUUGAUUGCUCCUGAGCAAGGUUACCGAAGGCUUAUUGAUGGUGCAUUAAAUUAUUUCAGAGGCCCAGCUGAAGCUUCUGUAGAUGCUGUUCACUUUGUCUUGAAAGAACUUGUACGGAAGUCAAUAGGAGAAACUCAGGAAUUAAAGCGCUUUCCAACUUUGCAAGCUCAAAUUGCAGCAGCUGCUAAUGAGGCCUUGGAGAGGUUUCGGGAGGAAAGUAGGAAGAUAGUAAUUCGAUUGGUAGAUAUGGAAUCUUCAUAUUUAACAGUUGAUUUCUUCCGAAGGCUUCCCCAAGAAGUAGAGAAAGGAGGAAAUGCUGCUGCUGCUGCCACAACUACAGACCGUUAUGCAGAGAGCCACUUCCGGAGGAUAGGUUCAAAUGUAUCCUCUUAUGUGAAUAUGGUGUCUGAGACACUCAGGAACACAAUCCCAAAGGCUGUGGUAUACUGUCAGGUUAGGGAAGCCAAACAAUCACUGCUAAAUUACUUCUACACGCAAAUAGGGAAGAAAGAGGCUAAGCAGCUCUCUGAGUUGUUAGAUGAGGACCCGGCCUUGAUGGAAAGGAGACAACAGUGUGCAAAGAGGCUGGAAUUAUACAAGGCUGCAAGGGAUGAGAUUGAUUCAGUAUCAUGGGCCCGGUGAUUACCUCAUGUUCUGAGUACUAAUCCAUACUAUUGAUCAUAUGAAUUGUUAACAGCUUAGAUUCAUGUUUGUAUACAUAAUUCUUUAUAUUACUGUCGCUUGGACCAAUAUACUGGAUUCUUGUGAUUGAUAUGUUUAAUCUAAUGGUGUUUCACGUUUUGUCACGGGCAGAACUUCUUUUUCUUUGCAGUUUGAAUUCUAACCCAAGUCAAGAAAUAUGCACAGCUGGAUCUCUCACUGGCACAUGCUACAGCCAUGGAGGAAAAUUGUCAUCUCAAAUUGGGUAGUAUCACCAUGGAAGAAACCUGUUUUUCAUGUUCUUGAAAAAAAAAAUCUCAAAAUGUUUUCGACGUAAUAGUCGAUUUUCUGAUCCAAACAACUGUAUCAUGACUUCAGGCGAGAUUUUUCGACGUCAGCGAGGUACGGAAGAAACAACCCCGUCACAAAAAAAUUUUUUUUAAAAAAAAAUUUAGGAUAAAGUCAUUUGAUUUGU
This is a messenger RNA of Rubroshorea leprosula, 2474 nucleotides long. The record is from the annotation of a GenBank genome assembly. Lineage: Eukaryota; Viridiplantae; Streptophyta; Magnoliopsida; Malvales; Dipterocarpaceae.